This is a messenger RNA of Clupea harengus (Atlantic herring), 1579 nucleotides long. RefSeq names its product lysosome associated membrane protein 3 (gene lamp3). NCBI's taxonomy places the organism in Eukaryota, Metazoa, Chordata, Actinopteri, Clupeiformes, Clupeidae. The record is from RefSeq and is a predicted model, not a curated record. Gene Ontology annotation, cellular component: plasma membrane; lysosomal membrane; late endosome membrane. Gene Ontology annotation, biological process: establishment of protein localization to organelle.
CCAGGCCUCCACCACCUCCAGUGCAAAUGUUUACCAAUCCAUGUUACUCUCUCUAGUCAGAUACUUAAAAAAAUCAAUAAUGCAACCUCAGAUAUUCUGAGUUUAAAGUCAAGAAAUAACAGCAACGGUUUAGCAGAUUUCCUAUGCAGAAUCUGUAAGAAGCAUUUGGAAGACUCAUUUGUUUGUGCACGUAGGAAAAAGUGGGCACGGUGUAAACCCUGGAUUGAGAGACACAUUGCCCCACUAGGUUGCAAAUACAUUGUCCUAAUACGGAACCACAGGAGGAGCUUCUAAUGAAGGAAUUCAUUAAGAGGUUCCAACAUGAUAAUAGAUGGGUCAAGAAAAGUCAACCAACUUACAAAAUGGCUUCUCCUAUCAUCAGUGUUUCUCCUUACUGACUCUGCUCAAACAGGAAGCCCGGUAACUUCUGAGGCAGGCCGUGCGGUUGAUGCAGAUGAGAACCAGAGCAGCCCCCCACCCCCUGGCCUGCUUAAUGUUACCAAGGGCAAGAAGCCUUCUCUGCAGCCCAAACCAUCACCACCGCUUCUUGGCAUCUAUAGUGUAAGAAACCCUGAAGACGGCAACAUAUGCUUGAAAGCUGUUCUGGGAGUAGAGUUUAUGGUCACAGUUAACAAGAAAUUCUACUAUUUCAACAUGAACCCCCUUGCAACACGUGCCACCGGAUACUGUGGGAAUACGAGUGCUGUUCUCUCUUUGGAGUUUGAUGGGGGAUAUCUUGAGUUCCAUUUUGUCAAGGAGGCCAAAGCGUAUUACACCCGUAGGCUAAGUGCUCUUUUGGAGCCGGCUCCUGUGUGUAAGAAAUGCAAAACCCAGCCCUUUCCUGGGACACAGGACAAUAAAAAGUUGUUCAAAACCACCGCAGGACUCAGUUUCAAGUGUAAAUCUGAGCUGGUGGUCAAGAUGGCUUCAGACCUGAGGCUUAAAAUUGUACCUGCACAAUUCCAGCCCUUUAAUUUGUCAAAUGGGCAGUUUGGAAAAGACUUUGAAUGCUGGGAGGACUACAUCAGACGUAUCGUACCCAUCAUACUUGGGGCCAUAGCUGUUGGAGUCGCCCUGAUUGCCGUAGUAUCUUACUUAGUAAUUCGUGAAUAUCGCAAUCGAGGAUAUGAAAGCCUGUGAUACAACCUAGAUGCAAUGGAUUGAUAUCUUAUUUUGUGUACACAUUCAUUUGUAAUAUUGAAUAUCAAGGAUAAACUCUGAAUAUCAAAAGAGCCAUGUAAACGUACACAUUUUCAAAGUGACAUAUGCAUGAUUAUCUAUGUGAACAUAUUUAUACAAACUAUUUCAAAUAUUUUUUUUUAUCUGUAUGACAACUGUUACAUUAUUUUAACAGAACAAAAACACUCCAGGGUAAAGCUUCACACAAAACUACUCAUGCAUAACAGCCAGGAACUACAUUUCUCUGCACCACAUUUAGGUUAGAAAUGGAAAUGUUCAUGGCAUAGACAUCGGAAAACAUGGUUCGAAGUGAGCGAAACGACAUAGAAAUGAAAUAUGCACAUAAAUGUAUUGCAAUGCGCCCAUUUAAUGCUGAAAUAAAGUGCUUAUAACACUGCGA